Molecule: messenger RNA, 984 nt
Organism: Alternaria rosae
Lineage: Eukaryota; Fungi; Ascomycota; Dothideomycetes; Pleosporales; Pleosporaceae
Exons: 1
Coding region: 156-884 (242 amino acids)
Source: RefSeq, a predicted model, not a curated record
AAUUCUUUAUAUAUUCACUUUGGGACGUCAUGAGCCACGGCACGUUUAGUAUUCAUAACGGUCAGCGAAGUGAAUGAAUAUCAUAACAUUCAGGCAGGCGCUUCCUCCUUGUUUCGAAAAAUCGAAACCUCCAAUCAAUCAACCACAUAACCCAUAUGAACACUAUGCCGUCAGAUCAAUUCACUUCUUCCAUGAGCCUUCCGCCACCUCUGGACGCGGCGAGUGAAGCUGAAUCUGUACAGAACGCCUGGGACGCAAAUUGCGCACUUGCCGGUCCCAAGAUAAGUCUGUCUUCUGUUUCAGAGGCAGUUCUGCCCCCAACGAAUGAAUCUCCUCCUCAGCCAGAUACUCUCCAGUCCAAGCCCACUGACCUAAAUGACGAUGGCUUUGGCGACUUUGUAACAGCGUCAACUGAUCCUUUGAAGCGACCCAUCUACGAUACAACGGAGAAUGAGGGCGAAAUGCAGGGGCUGUUGAACUCUUUUUCUGCGCCUGUAUGGGAAGCUGAUACUUACAUCGGUAUGGGCCUUGUCGAGCCUGUCAUCGCUGGGAUAGGUAUGUUCAAACGGACGGUGUUACCGGCAAGAAACCUGGCUACCUGGAAGCUGAACAAAAGCCGAAUGGAGAUGAUUGUGGAAGAACACAAGAAAAGGCGACUGCAGAAGCCAAUGAUCUCUGCGACCCCCACACCUGCCCCAUCUCCUACAAAGAAGGACGCAACAAGGCCCGCCACUAGUUCAAUCGGGACCAAGUUAGACCAGUAUCUCGACACAUACAGGACAGUGAUUUCGGCGUCGGACUUGAACGGGGUGAUGCGACCAGUAAAUUUCACAGAGCCGAUCGAUGCGUUGAUGGAGACGGAGCGUAAGGCCUGGGGACCUUGAGUAUGGAGAUAGUGGCCAGACCACUUCAUAGAUAUAACAACUAGUCAUCUCGGGUAAACAAUGGACCUUAAAUGACUCCAAAUGCCAUCGAAUCGAAGAU